CGACAAACUCGUCGAAAGACCAAAAUAAUUUAAAAUCACUCCAUCCAUACCAGGGGCUUUAAUCCACUCUAAAAGAAAAUCUAUCAAAAUGCCCGGCGUUCCACCAAAGGCAUUCGAGACCAUCAAGGCCAAGUUCAAGGCUCUCCUCAGAGGAAAGAAAUCCAAGAAGGCUGAAGCUGAACCAACUGCCGAUGCAACAAAGACCGAUGCAGCUGCAGCUCCAGCUACCGAAACCGCUGUUACUGAACCAGCUGCUGAAGGAACUGCACCAGAAGUAAAGGCUACUGAACCAGCAACUGCUGAAACUCCAGCCCCAACUACCGCAGAAGCAGCUCCAGUUGUAGCCGAACCAGCCAAGACGACCGAAACUGGUGAGCCUCCCUAUAUAAUCGGAACCUUGGUGAAAGCUCAUAGUACUGAUACUUCAAUAGCAGCACCCGAAGCUCCCAAGGUCGAAGAACCUCUUAAGCCUGAGCCCAGCGCACCAAUCGUCGCUGCUACUGCUCCUCAACUUUAA
This is a messenger RNA of Botrytis fragariae, 517 nucleotides long. RefSeq lists its product as uncharacterized. NCBI's taxonomy places the organism in Eukaryota, Fungi, Ascomycota, Leotiomycetes, Helotiales, Sclerotiniaceae. The record is from RefSeq and is a predicted model, not a curated record. Bases 89 to 517 code for a protein of 142 amino acids. The transcript is spliced from 3 exons.